AUGGCUUUCUACGGCCGCUUCAAGCCUACCUAUGCUAACCCCCUCGAGGAGCUCCCAGAGUCAUUUUGGGCGGCGCUGGAGGAGGGGGUGGUACCGCCAGCAGCAGCCAUGGUGGUGCCCACGUGGCUGGAUGCACCGUCCAAGACACGCGCAGGGGCGCAUGACACCAUCGCCACCAACACCUGUGUCGCAGGAGAGGAGAUUGGAGUGGACGUGGAGUUCUGGAAUCCUCUGCAAAUUGCGCUGCAGAUAUCUGGCGUGCAUCUGCUCUGCCACCACUACGACACCUCCACCACCACCAACACCACCAGCACUAGCACCGGCUCUGCAGCAGCCAAUGCCCCAUCCUCCCCAGGCUCUCACUUGGGCGCAUCCCCUGCAGCAGUGCCAUCCGCGUCGCCCUCUGCUGCUGGUGACCUUGCUUCUGAAGCUCGCUCCUCCAGCCACAGCCGGCCCACAUCACCAAAUGCUGUUGCAAAGGACGGAUCAGGCAUGGUGCGUGCAGUAAGCUCUCCUGUUCUGGAUCAAGCAGAGAGCUCGGAGUCACUAUGGGAGAGCUCUGGCAAUGACGAUGCGAGCGCCUCUCGAAAGAGUCAAUCCCAAAGCGACCUUGCUGCAGACGACCCUUCCCUCUUCCUGCACCCUCUCGCUGAUACCACCACGGCUGGCGAGGGCGAAGGCAGGGGUAGUGAGGAUGCUGGGAAACGUUCUCUUGGCAAGGGAACAGAGGGAAGCAAUCUGCAGCAGCAGGGCAGUGGGGCUGCUAAUCAGUCAGCACUAACUGGAGGAACAGAUGGAGGGGGGAGAAAGAAGGCAGGAAAGGUAGAAGCGGGGAAGGAGGAGAAGGGCAACGAGGGCAACAUGCAGAUUGCCAGUGCAGCGGCGGCUAUAGCUGGUAGCGGAGUGGCAGAGCCAUAUGUGGCUGAGAAGACUGCCUUCUCCUUGAAGCCGGGUGAACGAAUCACAGUGCGUCUGAAGGUGCGGCCAUGCCGGGUGGGCGUGCUGCACAUAUUCGGUGUGGAGUGGGCCAUCAGCAGCGAGGGCCGCACGGCUGUCAGCCGCUCGCUCUUCGACAUCAAGGCGCCGCCCAAGCGCAAGGGCAAGCCGUCACGCCAACUGCCCACCCACCAGCGCCUGCACUUCCAUGUCAUUCCGGAGAUGCCACGAGUGCAGGCGGAGCUAGAGGGUAUGCCAGAGGAGGCGGUGGAGGGGCAGCUGUACCGCUUGCAGCUCAAGCUCACCAACACAUCACAUGUGCCACUUAAGGUGAGACUGCUGGGCGGCUCUCGUCCAUCUUCCCGUUCCGCAAUUCGGCAAGCCAUCUUCUCAAGCUACCCGCAGGGAGAUCACGGCAGCAUGAAGAAUGGCUUCAUCUUCUCCUUCCCUUCUCGGUUCAUCCUGGAAGGAGGCGCAUCGCUGGUGUGGCCCCUCUGGCUGCACCCUCUUGAUACAACCUCUCUGGACCUCGGCCUUGUUGUCUUCUUCGAACCGGCCCACGCCAGUGGUGGUGCUGGAACUGCCUCUGCUGCUGCCACUUCCACCGGCAGCAUUCUUGCUGGCGUUGGCGCUGGGGGUGGAGCAGAGGGAGGGUCAUUCCCCCCUCCUCUCCCCACGCACCACCACUCCCAUCAGUCCCACGGCCAUGGGCAUGGGCAUGGGCAUCACUCACACCAUCGACAAUCACAGCAUCAUCCGUCUCACCUCUCCUCGCACGCCCCCAUGACCUUUCGCACCUUGCGUCUGCGACAAACUAUCACGAUCCACCCAUCGCUGCACGUGUCACUGCGCAUCGCUCCCAGCAACUCGGACAUCGCAUGCUACCUGCUCCGCAUGGACGUGGAGAAUCACAACCACAGCCGCACCUUCUGGCUGCGCCAGGUCUCCUGCCCUGGCACCCACUGGCGCCUCGCUCCCCUGCAACCCGCCCAACCACGGCGACCGUCUCUCUCGUCUUCUGCUGCUGGCGGUUCUGAUUCUUCGAAUCUGGACAGCAGCCAGAUGCAGCAACAGGAGCUUGUGGUGGAGGAUGAGGAGCAGCAGAUGAGUGGGGCGUUGCUCUCUGCUGCACUGGCUGCACCGCAAGUCCUACCUCCUGGCCAGGGCACCUCACUUUUCUUCCACAUUCAGGACUUUGCGUCGUCACUCGGGAAUGAGCGUGUGGAGAGGGAGAGCUUCAAGAGCGAUGUGCGGCUGGGGGGACAGGCAGCGCCUCUUAUCGACAUUGGGAGACACCCACUGCAUGCCCUGCACCUCCGGGAACGUGGCUUCCAGGCUUUCCCUCCCCCAGACCCCAUCACCAACCCUGACGCCCCUCCCCCAAAGCAACCACUGCACAUCUCUCUGCACCACUCCCGCUUCAACACCGCUCGCGCCAUCUCCGUUCCUCUCUCCCCCCGCGGCCAUCUCAACCCCAGCCGCCCACCUUCCUGGCCCACUCCCCCCGGAGGAGGGGCGGCGGGGGGGACAGGGAGCCCUGUGAUUGGCUCACGACCUGUUUGGCGCUCAGGCAGUGGGGGGGGGGGAGGCACAGGGGGAGGGGGUGGUGUGCGUGGCCAAGGGGGUGACCUACUGGAUGUGGUACUUGUGUGGGAGUAUCAGGAGCAGGGGUCAGGGAAUGGGAGUGAUGGCAGGGCUGCUGGUGCUGGUGCAAUUGGUGGUUCAGCAUCUGGGUCAGAUGUGCCUUCACUGGUUCUACCUGGAAGUGCGAUAAGGAGCAGCAGCAAGACAACAUCUAUUGAAGAGGAUACGAACUUGAGUGACAAGAAUGGGAAUGGAGUGUGCAUAGGGACACAUCAUAUCUGUAACUGUCAGGUCGGCCCAGCUUUCGGAGUCUCCUCUGUUGCUGCUGCUGCUACUGCAAGUGCUAGCACAAGUGUCGGAGGAGGGGGAACAAGUAGCGGGGCUGCAACAGGAGCAGCAGCUACUGCAGGGGGCAGCUCAGCGGCAGACACUGCGUCUGCCACCAAUGCUGGUUCUGCUGCAUCUGCUGCUGUGCGGUGGAGAAUGGACGGGCCUUCCUAUCUCCAGCACAACUUCUCUUCCAAUCCCACCUGCCCCGUGUCUCUCACCCUCCUCCUCCGAAACUGCUCCUCUUCCCCUGCCUCCGCUGCUGUCCACACGUUCGACCCUGCACUGCUGCCUGCAGUGGAAAAGAAUGUCAAUGCAUCCACACUUGGUUCAAAUCUGCCUGAAAAAUCUGGCUUUUACUGCCCCAACAACCUGGAUGGCCAAGACAGCGGCACAGCAGCGAGUCCUAGAAGCUUUGCAGGAGGUUUCUCAGGUGGAGGUGGUGUGCUGGGUGGUGAUGAGGUGGCAUGCGGCACAGCAGCGUGUGGACCAUACAUGUGGGCAGGCCAGACGGCCAUGCAGAUUCCCAAGCUCGCUCCAGGAGAGGAAACUUCUGUGAAGCUCACAGCAAUGGUGUUUUCUCCUGGUGUGUACAAUUUCUGGAGUUACCGUGUUGCGUGGAGUGCUGAUGCCAGUGGUUGUGAAGCUGGAGCCAAGACAGGCCAGUCUGCGGUUGCCAAGGACAGCAGAAGCAAAGUUCCAGCGAAGGAAGCUGGCGGCAAGAAUUCGAGCAAGCGUGGCUCACAGAAGGAGUCUUCUAAGAGUUCAACAGAGGAAGCCCAAGAGAAUGCUCAGAGGCUGGUGACAGGUUGUGCAACCAUGCUUCAUACCACUGCUGGUGUUGGUGCUGAUGAUGACGACCAUGUCGUCGAGUCCGUCUUCGCGUCGCGUUACACUUCUGCAAGUGUUCCCAAGUACCACAUUCCUAAGGAGGGUAUUCCCAAGGAGGCUGCGUAUCAGAUGAUUCACGACGAGCUGCUGCUGGAUUGCAAUCCGCGGCUCAACCUGGCGUCGUUCGUGACCACGUGGAUGGAGCCCGAGUGCGACCAGCUCGUCAUGGAGUCGCUCAAUAAGAAUUACAUCAACAUCGAAGAAUACCCGGUUACCAACGAGCUCCAGGAGCGCUGCGUGAACAUCAUUGCAAAUCUUUACAACGCUCCUCUCGGGGACGGGGAAGGCGCAAUUGGCGCGGGGUGCGUGGGAUCAUCGGAAGCAAUCAUGCUUGCGGGACUCGCGUUCAAGCGCAAGUGGCAGGAGAAGCGCAAGGCGCAGGGGCUACCGUACGAUAAGCCCAACUUCAUCUGCGGUUCCGAAGUCCAGGUGUGCUGGGAGAAGUUUUCCAACUACUUUGAGGUGGAGACCAAGUUUGUGAAUGUGAAGGAAGGGUCGUUCGUGAUGGACCCGCACGACGCCGUGGCGGCUGUCGACGAAAACACCAUCUGCAUCUGUGGCAUUCUCGGGUCUACCUAUAACGGGGAAUUUGAGGACAUCAAGCUUCUGAACGAUUUGCUCGUGGAGAAAAACGCCAAGACCGGGUGGGACACGCCGAUCCACGUGGACGCGGCGAGCGGGGGGUUCGUGGCGCCGUUCCUGUGGCCGGAGCUGGAGUGGGACUUCCGGCUGCCGACGGUGCGGUCCAUCAACGUGAGCGGGCACAAGUACGGGCUCGUGUACCCCGGCGUGGGGUGGGUGGUGUGGCGCAGCAAGGCCGACCUCCCCGAGGACCUCAUCUUCCACGUCAACUACCUGGGCGCGGACCAGCCCACCUUCACGCUCAACUUCUCCAAAGGCUCCAGCCAGCUGAUCGCGCAGUACUAUCAGUUCGUCCGCCUCGGCUUUGAGGGCUACCGCAAGAUCAUAGGCAACUGCCAGACGAACGCCAUGUACCUAAAGAAGGCCAUAGAAGACAUGGGGUGCUUUGAGAUCCUCUCCAAAGACGUGGGUGUGCCCCUGGUCACGUUCGCUCUCAAGGAGAAGAACAGCAAUUUCAACGAGUAUGACAUUGCUGAUGUCCUCAAGCAGUUCGGGUGGAUCAUCCCCGCCUACACCAUGGCACCUGAUCUUGAGCAUGUCACUAUGUUGCGCGCUCUCGUCCGAGAGGACUUCUCCCGCUCGCUCGCCGACCGCUUCCUGAACGACCUGCGCAUGACAGUGAAGAUGUUGGAGGACAGGGGCGUGGGUAUGCCCCGCACCAAAUCCACUGCUGAGGCUGCUGCUGCUGCGGUUGCCUCGGUGCCCGAACAUAAGCCCAUUACAGUAGAGGUUCCCAAGCCUGGAUCCAAGCUGGCACGUGACCUGGCAGCAGAUGAGUUCUAUGUGCUGUCGCCACUGGCAGGCACGCGGCUGAUGCCCCCCAGUAAGCUGGAGCACAGCCACUCUAUGGACUCGUCCGCACUGCGCCAGCGCACCUUCAGGGUGUUCAAGAAGAACAGCAUUGCCAAGACCAACGGGGUGUGCUAG
Molecule: messenger RNA, 5307 nt
Organism: Closterium sp. Yama58-4
Lineage: Eukaryota; Viridiplantae; Streptophyta; Zygnematophyceae; Desmidiales; Closteriaceae
Source: the annotation of a GenBank genome assembly